GGAACAUGGUGGCAGCAUGAAGCUGUGGAAAAGCCUCAAGGUGGGCAUCGGCAAGGAGCAGGGCCCCGGCGCCACGAGCCCCGCGCACUGGGGCCCGCCCUACGAGCUAGAUGUGUUCAAGUCGCAGAGCUCGCUGUCGACGGACUCCGGUCUGUGCACGGAGCGCGGCGUGCGGCGCGCGCGCGUCGAGCUGCUCAAGCCGCCCGGCCGCAGCAUCGGACUCAAGCUGGCAGGUCGGUCGGAGCCGGGCAUGUCGCCGGUGGUGACGGGAUUCACGGCGGACGGGGUGGCAGGGGCGAGCGACCGCCUGGCGCCCGGCGACCGCCUCGUCGCCGUCAACGGCAUCGCCACCGCCGGCCUCACCAACGACGAGCUGCUGCGCCUGCUCGACAACGUCGCCGAGCGCGCCGACAUCGACAUCGACUACUACAUGCCCAACUACGCGUCGCAGAACUCGCUGUACGUGACGACGAAGGUGGCGGACGUGGUGGUGGAGCGGGAUGAGGGGGGCUCGCUGGGGCUGACGGUACGCGGGGGGGCAGCGGCGGGGGGCAGCGCGGGUGGUGCGGGGGGGCUGGUGCUGGACAGCCGCGCGCUCGACGCGCCGCCGCUGGUGGUGACGCACGUGCGGCCCGGCGGCCCCGCCUACCGCACCUCGCGCGUCAAGCCCGGCGACCGCCUGCUGCAGGUCGACCACGUGCCGGUGACGAACAAGACCCUGGCGGAGGUACAUGCGCUGCUGUCGGGCGCGGGGGGCGGUGCGGGAGGCGGAGGGGGGCGCGUGGUGCUCACGCUGGAGUACGACGUGUCGGUGAUGGACAGCGUGCGGCUCGCCACCGGCCCGCUGCUGGUGGAGAUCGAGCGGCCGUGCGGCGAGGACCUGGGCCUGGUGCUGGUGCAGCGGCCCGACGACCUGUACGGCACCGGCGACACCUACACGCGCCAACCCGCCCCCGGCCUCUACAUCGACAGCGUGCUGCCCGCCACCAUCAGCGACAGAUGCGGCGCACUGCAUGCGGGCGACCAGGUGCUGGCGUUCGACGAGCACGCGGCGGACGGCGGGUACAGCGCGGACGAGGUGAUGCGCUACCUCGCGCGCGCCGACGCCGGCUUCACGCGCCUGCACGUCGCGCCCCGACACAUCCUGCCGCACGCCCCCUCGCUCCUCAGAGAAAACUCGAUGUCGGGCGCGUGCACGCUCAAUCCCAAGAAGCUGCGGCCGCGCAACUACCGCCAGACCUCCAUGCCCAAGCUCGGCCUCCACGAUGACUACGGUCGGUACAACGCAUCCAGCGGGGGGGUUUGUCGCACGGAGGUGGUGACACUGACGCUGGAGGUGCCGCCGGGACACAGCUCGGGGCUGGCCGUGACGCCCGACGGCCCGCACCUCACCGUCACGCACGUCACGCCACACUCGCCCGCGCACAGGUCGGGGUGCGUGCAGGUGCGAGACCGCGUGCUCGCCAUCAACGGCCACGCGGCGCUGGCGGCGGACGUGGCCAACGAGAUCCUGUCGCGGCGCAACGACGCGCGCGCCCCGCGCUACCUCACCCUCAGCAUCGAGUUCCCAGUUUGCGGCGCCGUGCAGGCCGCCAGCGGCGUCUACAGCGUGCGGCUGUCCCGUGGGGCGGGCGGGGUGGGCGGCGCGGGGGGUGGCGGGCUGGGCGUGACGCUGGCGGGGGGCGGGCGCGCGCCGCCGGUGGUUGCGGCCGUGCGGCCCGGCUCGGCGGCGCACCGCAGCGGCGCGCUGCACGCCGGUGACCAGCUUCUCGCCGUCAACCACACGCCUCUCCACGACCUGUCGCUGGACGCGGCGUUCAACAUCCUGCAGAGCUCGGGGUCGGACAUCGUGACGCUGAAGGUGCGCAAGCCGGGCGGGGGCGGGGGCGGCGGUGACGGUGGCGGGGGGGCGGGGGAGUGGGGCGCGCCGCUGCACAGCUUCAGCUGCGUGGAGACGCGUGCGCUGGUACACACGGCGUGCCGCUCGCCGGCUGCAUCCCCGCGCGGGUCGCCAGCGCCGGCCGCGUGCCCGCGCGUGUUCGCGGUGGAGCUGGUGCGCGCGGACGGCGGCGCGCUCGGGCUUACCAUCGCCGGCAGCGAGGACGCCACGCAGCCCAUCCUACUAAGCGGACUCGUGGAAGGCGGCCUGGCGGAGCAGGCGGGCAAGCUGCGCGUGGGCGACGAGCUGCUGAGCAUCAACGGCGAGAGCGUCGCCGACAAGCCGCUCUCCGAGGCCAUCCGCCUGCUGCAGCACAGCGGCCCGCGCGUCCAGCUGCAGCUCUGCCGCAAGCGACCCGGGAGCGGGGCGGGCAGCGCGCGGGAGUCCAGCCACUCCGCCUCCAGCCCGGGCCUGUCCAACGACAGCGCGGUCGGCUCCUGGGACCAGACGCCCGUGCGCACUGCCGCCCCAGUGGAUACGGACGUGAUCGAGUACGCGGUGCCGGACAAGGUGCGGCGCGAGUUGCCGCUGCCGGAUUACUCGCUGGACAGCUCGCUGCGCUGCCAGUACGUGCUGCCAGACGCCCGGCGCCGUGCCACCCGCGACGGCGACCGCCGACACAUCGAGCUGCUCACCGCCGGCAUGCGCGACUGCCGCCUGCACGACUACCUGCCCAUGGGCCCGCGACCCCCCAGCCCUCCCAGCCCCCUCUACGAGAACGACAUCGCCGGUUACGGGGAGUCGCUGCGCGUGGUCCUGUACAAGGACGCGAUCUACGACGACUACGGGUUCUCGGUGUCGGACGGCCUGUACGAGCGCGGCGUGUACAUCAACCGCAUCCGUGCCGGCGGGCCCGCGGACAUCGUCGGCCUGCUGCGCCCCUACGACCGCAUCCUGCAGGUGAACGGCACUCGCACGGUGGAGUUCGACUGCUGCCUGACGGUGCCGCUCAUCGCCGCCGCCGGCGACCGCCUCGAGAUCGUCGUGCAGCGCGCCGCCGCCUCACGGGAGCCGAAACCCAUCAGACUGGACGACGCCUCCAGCCAGAGUGACAGUAGUGUCGUGACUAAAACUAUAUAGUGCUCGACUCGCCUCUAAGAGUGCCCCGAACUCGUCCCGGACGUUUCUAGAUAGUUAAUAGUUAUUACAAUACGAGUACGCAUUACGCGAUCGCCGCGACCGCAGUGCGAGAGCUCCGAUCUCCGGGGGAGUCGUCGAGUGUGUUCGUUUGUUACGGAUUUGAACGAGUGAUGAGUGAUU
This is a messenger RNA of Aricia agestis (brown argus), 3199 nucleotides long. It is a transcript of the gene Grip, whose product is annotated as glutamate receptor-interacting protein 2. Lineage: Eukaryota; Metazoa; Arthropoda; Insecta; Lepidoptera; Lycaenidae. Gene Ontology annotation, biological process: neurotransmitter receptor transport, endosome to postsynaptic membrane. Gene Ontology annotation, molecular function: protein binding. The transcript has 17 exons. The record is from RefSeq and is a predicted model, not a curated record. The coding region runs from base 17 to 3019 and encodes 1000 amino acids.